Eremomyces bilateralis CBS 781.70 is the source of this 3491-nucleotide messenger RNA. RefSeq lists its product as uncharacterized. The record is from RefSeq and is a predicted model, not a curated record. Gene Ontology annotation, molecular function: protein binding. NCBI's taxonomy places the organism in Eukaryota, Fungi, Ascomycota, Dothideomycetes, Eremomycetales, Eremomycetaceae. The coding region runs from base 129 to 3155 and encodes 1008 amino acids. The transcript has 2 exons.
CGCGAACACACCCGUCAACGUACCACUUUCAAAAUUUCGUCAUUCCCCAUCCACGAAUCAUAAACGCGACAAUGGCUUCUCCGUGAUCAUAAUCCCUUCGUGUCACCUCGGAUUUCCGACCGUAAGCCAUGUCGUCUCUACUAUUCACGAAAGAAUUCGAAACCCCAUACGACAAGCAUUUCGAGUCCUAUGGCCCCCGAAGCUACAAAGAUGCCAUCAAGGACUGCGGUCGAAAAAUCCAGAAAGACCCGCACAAUGGCGAACUCCACUAUUGGAAAGCCCAGCUCCAUCUCCGGAUGGGUGCGUAUGCUGACGCGAAAGAAACGCUGGAUCACAUCAAUGAGACCAAGGUCAACUUCCUACAUCCGGACGGCUUGGUUAAUGUAUGCUUGAUGUAUCGCCGCAUACACCAGCUGCUGUCUAUUAAACCAGAUGGUCUAUCUCACCUGUUUGGUAAUGCAUCUGAAAAGUCCAAUGCAUCUGCCCAAAGCCCCCUUCAGAUUGACCCACCGAAGGAGGUUGAUCAGCUUUGGUCAAGAGUCAGUUCAAUCGGAUUGGAAGGAUCUGAUAGGGAUGUGUUCUCCGAGAAUCUAUUGACGACCGCCGUCGCUUGCGACUGGUCCAGCCUGUAUCAGAGGGGCGCGAAUGACCUGAAAUCACGGUAUCCAACGGAGCCGAAGUACAUCUAUUUAUGGCUUGCCGCCACCGCAAAGCUUGCGCAAGAGCUGGGUAAUGCAGGGCAGCCGGAACAUAAGAUGAAAGCUAUGAUUAUGGGCAAGCUUGUUGCAAGGGGCGUGUCGGAUAUCUUGAAGAAGACGAGGCAGAAAGAAGAGUCGGCGUGGAAGAUUCGGGAUGGUCGAGACUUUCGGCUUAUACUUGAGCUUGCUCAGUCGGAUAAUGCGAUGCUUUUGGAUAUAGCAUCCAGCAUGAUUGACACAGAAUCGCCGCUGUAUUUGUUCGAGAACAUCUUGAACGGCGACAUCGAGUUCCUUUGGGCCCUCUUAAACAUCUGGGAAUCUCAAGGACAAUGGAAGCAAAUUUGGGACUUCCUCGUCGAGUCGAAGGAUAGCAGCUGCGUCAUCGCUUCUCGAAUCACCGGAGCAUUUGGGAACGACUAUCGAAUAUUGGACAAGUUGUUUCAAGCAGCCUCGAGCGUGGAGGACGGAAACCUCAACAGCCAACUCAAAGCUCUCCUUGAACGUGGCGUAUCCGAGCCUACACCGAAUCGCGAAAUGCUGCUCACAGCCCUUAAAUGGCAAAAGAAGUUCGGGAAGGAAGAGUGUUUCGUUGGCGUUUGCAAAGUGUAUUUCGACCGGUUCUCGAAACUCGAGACCUGUUACAAGGACCUUUCGCCAUUCCUCGCCGCGCUCUCCAAGGAAGGGAUGCGGCAAUUUGAUGAGCAUAUCAACGAGACAGUGAACGCCUGGACCACGCAGUUCAAGGCCUUGACCCUCGAAGACGGUCCGCCAGACAAUAUUGACUUGGGGACCGGACUCACAUUCUCCAAGAUAUAUUGUUCGUUUCAAUCCUCUCUUCCCGAUCGCAAGACACCUGAGAAUCCUCAUGGGUCGGACGUGAGCGCCGCUGGGAUGAUAAGGCAUUUUGUCUUACUGGUAAAGCUGAGUCGAGGGGACACCCAAACAAACGAGACGAUUGCCCUCCUGGCACUUACCCUCCUAUGGGGAUUGCACACCCCGAGGGCCAAGGAGAGAGGUGCCGACGACAUCUUGUCGCCGCGGGAGACGACUCUCGUGAUGCAAGCACUUGCGCUGACAUCGGCUCUGACCAAUCUGGUUUCCGAACUCGCCCCGAUGCUUCAUGUGAUGGGCACGCUCCUGUCGCUACAGCUUGGUCUUGGGGACGAAGCCUACCGGUUCUUCCAGAAGCUAGACGUCAAGAGCCUGCUAUUCGAAAGCGACUUGCAUAUCUUGGCCAGUCGGCUUUCCAUUACACAUCCGUUUCCGUUGGCGUCUGUUAAAUCACAGCAUCCGAGGCAACCGGAAUCCAAUCCUCUGAAAAUCCUAAGUGUGCCAGCCCGAUGGAUUGGGAGAUCGGUCGGCGAUGUACUGGCGUUUACGGGGGAUGGCUUGGAAAAGUUGUAUCCCGACAAGUUGACUGAGAUGCUGGGAUUCAAAGACAAUCUGACCCAGUCUUUGCCCGCGGCAAUUCGCGCUCUGGAAUAUCGCCGAGUUGCCAGGCUUUCGAACCGUCCAGUGGAUGCGGCCCCUUUUGUCAACGACACAAUUGAUCGGAUCAUCUUGGAUCAAGCGUAUUCGGUGGACAAACGACACUACGGGCAGCUACCAAAUUACAAUUCGAAAGAUGAUCUUCCGUUGCAGCGGUCAUUGAUGGUUUGGGAAGAGCAGGGCAUCCAGGGUCAAAAUUGGGUGAGACACAUGCUCAGCAUCGAGCUCACGACAGACCUGCUAUGGACGGGAGGGAAGCCGACGUUACCAGUUGUUGUUCACGAGGCCCAUGCGGCUGUAUCAAGCGGCUAUCAGACAGGUCAGAAAGUCUCCCCGGACGGACUGGCACCUCCCGAGCAGCAAUUGCACGAGCCUUGGCAGCUACUCACCCAGAUAACCUACGCGACAUUUUUCUCCAAUGCCAUGGACAUGAAGAAACUCGCACCCAAGUCAUCGAACACCAUGACGGCAAUCCUCGACUUCAUCCGUACCCACACGAAAGUUUGGAAGACAUUUUCCCACUUCGAGGAAGCGGCCCCCCCAUCGCCUGAGGGCCAAAAACUCGAACACCUUAUCAAAUUACCGACCCCCCAUUUCCUCCAACCCUCCUUCCUCUUCCUCGAAUAUCUCCAAGCAGUCCAAAAACUCCUCAAACUCAUUCCCGCCGCUACCAAACCAAAAUCUCAUCCCCUGUCCAGCAAAAUCCCAGCGGCAAAGUUGAAGGAAGUGGGUGCAACAGUUGAGGAUGCGAUGAGGGCAGUCCAGGGGGUUGCGAAGGAUUGGAUGCAGGAGUUGAGCUCAGGGGUAGGGGCACGGAAUAUUCGGGAACGAAUAGCAGGGGGUGAGGUGGGGGAGGCAUUGAAGCCGCUGUUAGAUGGUGAGGAGCUGGAGAGGGUGGUGGGGAGGAUCAAGGAUGCGGCAGUCAAUGCUCUGGAGGGGGUGGUGAAGGUUGAGGUGUUAAAACAGUGAGCAGACAGUGGUCUCAGAGGUAGUCAGUGCUCUACCAUAACGGAAUAUCGAUGAUCCGGGGAUGUUGGAUAUCGGCUUGCCAAUACACAUGUUAACAUAAAAGCACAACACACACUACAGGAUGGUUUAUAUCCUUUGUACAAUGGUAGAAUCUCAUGAAAGGAUGUAUGGAACAAGAUGUGUCCUGGUUCGAGAUUAUGGUGGGUGGGUGGUUCGGUAGAGGGGUCUAAUCCCCAAUGGCAUUGCUUCCAAGGGCUUGCGGUUUCGCAGGAUCAUGCUGGAAGAAUGCUGGUGAAUUUGUUGGCGGAACCAGUUUUGCGGGAGGGUGGAGCUGGU